Messenger RNA from Varroa destructor (honeybee mite), 1582 nucleotides. RefSeq names its product phenazine biosynthesis-like domain-containing protein. Gene Ontology annotation, molecular function: isomerase activity. The record is from RefSeq and is a predicted model, not a curated record. Gene Ontology annotation, cellular component: cytoplasm. Lineage: Eukaryota; Metazoa; Arthropoda; Arachnida; Mesostigmata; Varroidae. Gene Ontology annotation, biological process: biosynthetic process.
CCGCCUGUUCACUGCGCUCUUGGCUGGCGCGGUCGAAGCAGCUCGCAGGCUUACUCACGUGUUUCUUAUUCCUUCAUUUCAUUACUCAUAGUUCCUACUGGUGCUCCUCUGUUUCAUGUCUGCUGUAGCCGCUCCCGUUGGCUGUGCUUAUCCGUUCCGUUCCUAGCAUAGGAGUGGUGCUCACUAGAGGUAGUGCUCCUUACCCUACCAUCAUCGCUAGUGCUCCUGCUCCAUCUAAUAUUUGGAAGUGCCUUGCGACGGCCCCCCAGGCUUCAAGAUAGGUCCGCCAGUGCCACCUAAGCCGCCUACGAUGACGAGGCGGGCAUUCAAGAUCUUUACGGUCGACGCGUUUACCAACAAGCCGUAUUGCGGUAACUCGGCCACCGUCGUUUUCCUCGAUCGGGACCAGGAUAUCACCGACGAGCUAAAACAACGCAUUGCCAACGAGAUGAGUUUCUCCGAGACGGCGUUCGUGUCCAAAAAAAAACCGGAGGAAAGCAUUUCAUCUGCAUCAGACUUCUUCCUUCGUUGGUUCACACCGAAAAAAGAGGUUCCUCUUUGCGGGCACGCUACGUUAGCGACGGCGGCGGCACUUUUCGAUAACGGAAACAAAAACAAACGACUAAGCUUUGAUACAAAAUCAGGCACUUUGACUGCGAUUAAGACGGAGGACGGUAAAAUUAUGCUCAAUCUGCCCGCGCGCAUGAACAAACAGGUGAACCCAGGCAUCUACGAUGGUCUAUUCAAGCACGUGAUCGGCGAGCGCCUGGAAGUCAUUGAAGUCCGCUAUUCGACCGAAGAGAUGAAGCUUGUUCUACGUCUCAAAGACAAUACCACCAUGAAGCAGUUGGAAAACUUCAGCCCAAAUUUUGAUAGGAUGAUGGCAUUUAGCGGCGGCAAUCUGACACUCCGUGGAGUCACAGUUACAUUGAAAGGCUCAAAAGAGAACGGAUGUGUCAAUGCGGAAACUGGAGAGGUGUACGACUUCGUAUCAAGACAUUUCGCGCCAUGGUACGGUGUUCCCGAAGAUCCUGUUACUGGGUCGGCCCAUACGGUCCUUGGACCGUACUGGUCCGAGCAGCUCGGUGGAAAAACUAAGUUGUUUGCCCGGCAAGCCUCGAAACGCGGCGGAGAUCUUUACCUGACCGUUCGCAACGAUCAUCGCAUUGAGAUGGGGGGUCAUUGGGUCUGUGUCCGGAAGGGAGAACUCUAUGUGUAAGUCGAGUGUGCCCAGGAGCCCAAGCGCAUUACCAAAGCGUUGAAAACGAUCUGGAAAAGCAACCUAAAGAUGUCGUCGGGAAGGCAGAAAGAAGGAUGCAGGAGUAAAAAAAACCUAAAGUUUGAUUAGUGUCCUUCUUUGCCAGGUGCCCAUCAGGGAAACGUGCUCAUUACACAGAUAUUUAAUAUACGAAAAUGUGAAGAGGAGUACAGAAGGAGAAACAAAAAAUGAGCCCUGAAUGAGAGGUUCUGACGGCGUUCUUGAACGGGGAUGUUUCAUAAAGCAUUGCGACGAUGCACGACUUGUCUUCCCCAUGUCUUCGCCGUACGACACGUGAUAUGUAGAUAGUUUUAGAUGAAACUA